GAACACCCAAACAGUAAUGCGGGGACGAUUUAGUCCCCUAUUGACCAGUCAAGGCUGUAUUAUGCAUUGGAGAGGGGAAAUGAAGACAGGAAGCUGGGUCAAGGAAGUCCUCGCCCCCCAUGCUGCCUCCCCACCUUCAACUGGUCUCCGGCAAAGCUUUGUGGUGUUGGUUAAAGCGCGGAAGGCAGCCUCCCAACGCCAAGCCUCGGAAAGCAUGCGAGAGCGGGCGAAUAAAUUGAAUGCAUGUGAGGGAGCGAUUAGAGCGAAAGCCACCGGGAAACUCGAAAAGGGUAUCAAUAUUUACAAGUACUUGAACCCAGGCGAUGUUGGGUUGAUUCUAGAACGGGCUGUGAAAUGUGGAGAUUGGACUAUAGCAGAACACGUACUAAAGUAUGGAGGAGAAAAUUUUGAGUCCUCCUUGAAUGAAACAGAGAGUGUCAUUAUGCGUUGCUGUCGCCAGGGGAAACCAGAGCUAGCCAGCGCGAUCCUGCAAAAAUUGUUGGCGCGUGUCGAAUUGGCAGAUCCACCACCCUCCAUAUCACUUUCUUUGCGCUCAUCAGCGGCUUCUGCGUACAUCGUUUUGUUGCGCGCAUUGGGUAAAUCCGGGCGUUGGGAGGCGUGCGUGGAGCUGCUGAAGCGUCCCUCUCUACCCCUCGCCCUCUCCUCGGAGGCUUGUUUUGAGGCCGGCAUAAAUGCGUGCGGUCGGCAACAACGUAUAGACGAAGCGCUGGACUUACUCGAACAUUUUCGCCGGCACUGCAGCCAGAAGGAUAUCUUGAAGAGCUCCUCCUGUUACAAUGCUGCCGUCAAGGCCUGUGCUCGUGUCGGCGCUUUCGGUAGGGCCCGGGACGUCAUUGAAGAAGCUCGUAGAGAUGGCUUGCAGCCCUCAUUGGCGGCAUUCAAUGCAAUUUUAGAGACGUGCAGCCGUCUUGGGGCCUGGGAUGAGGGCUCAAAAGUUCUGGUGGAUAUGCGACAAGCCGGCGUGGACCCCAACGAAGACAGCUAUGCUUUCACGAUUCGGGCGUGCGUCGCGCUUAAGCAAUGGAAGCAAGCUUUGUUUUUGUUGCGAUCAAUGAAAGAUCAUGGGGUUUUCCCUAACGAGCACUGUUACAUAGCCGCGAUCGAGUCGUGCUGUCGGGGUGGGCAAUGGCACAGCGUGGUCCAGCUCUUGGACGGGAUGCGGGCGAAGGGCCUCGAGGCCCCGGAGAGCGUGUAUCUGGUCAAGAUCCUCCCAGCUCUUUCUCGCGCCGGUCGAUGGCGCGAGUGCAGCGACACUUUGGACCGGAUGAAGCGACAAGGGUUGCGAGUUCCGUUGGAGGCGCAUCGCCUAGUAUUGCUGGGCUACCGCCGUUCGGGGCAGUGGCAGAAGGCCCUCAAGGCGCUGCGCAAUCUGAGGCACCUCGGGCUUGCCCCCUCCCUCUCUUGCUAUGAGAUUGUGCUUGAUUGUUGUGCACAGGGACGUCGAUGGAUGGAAGCAAAGGAGCUCUUUGCUGAGAUAGAAGUGGAAACUCCCACGGGGCCGUCCCUGACUUGCUUCCACUCCAUGUUACAACUGUGCGGGAAGACAGGCAGAUGGUCCGAAGCCUUGCAACUCUGGAGCAUCGUGCACCGCGAGCAUAUGCUCGCUAUCGACAGAAGAGGAAAUCGCCCCUCUCAAAGUGCUGCUAUGGAUGUAGAGCUUGUGUCUGGCUGCCUGAAGGGGGCCUUGAUGGCGUGUCAACAGGCCUCUCAAUGGACCGAAGCGCUGUCUUUGCUGAAGCAGGAAGAGGAAAGGGACCAAACGAGUAGAGUUUUGAGGGACAUGAAUCCUGAAACGUUGACGCAAUGCUAUGCGCUGACGCUUGCUGCCUGUGCGAAGGCGGGCGAAUGGGAAUGUACGACAGAGCUGUUGCGUCGAACGCCUCGUCCGGAUGAGGCGUGCUAUGAGGCCGUGUUGGAGGCCUGCGCGCGAAGAGGAAGAUGGGAGGAGUGUCUGGCACUGUUGCGAGAGCUUAGAAGUAAAGUAAGCAAGGAAAAAGAAAUGGUAUUGGAUGCUGGCAUGUAUCAGUUGGCCAUGUGGGGAUGCAUAAAUGCAGGACGCGCGGAUGAGGCGGUGGCCUUGAUGGAGGAAAUGGUCGCGUGCGAGGGGCUGGUGCCGACAGCUCGGACUUAUGUGACGUACUUGAAAGCACUCCAGCGCCAGAAAAACUGGCAAAAGAGCGUCCGCGCCUUGAUGCAAGGGCGCCGGGAGAACGUACUCGUGCUGAAAGAGAAUAGUGACAGGACCGCGAGUCAGGAACUGCUUGCCUGGACGACUGUUUUGCAGACAUGUGGCCGCGAUGGGCAAUGGCAAGAGGUGUUAGAUAUUUUGUGCGAGUCAUCAAAGACGACUGUUGGCGGUUCAGUGGGCUCCGAGGUCAUUUGUCGCCGCGGGGUGCCUCUAACAGUUGUGGAGGUCUUGCUUGGAACAGGUCGACUGCGGGAAGCCAUACAAUUUUUGGAAGGACUGGCGAAAGACGUUGGUGUGAUCCCGCCUUUACCGGUGAUAAAUCGACUGCUAGGAGGACUGGGAGCCGCCGGAGAAUGGAGUCUCUGUCUGGAACUGCUGCUUGGCGUUGACGGGGCAGAAGACGGCCCAGAGGGUAACAGCAUGAAAGCGCGUUUCCAUGUAUCCCCAGACGUGGCAUGCUU
This is a messenger RNA of Nannochloropsis gaditana CCMP526, 2670 nucleotides long. RefSeq lists its product as uncharacterized. The transcript has a single exon. The annotation marks the transcript as partial. The record is from RefSeq and is a predicted model, not a curated record. Gene Ontology annotation, molecular function: protein binding.